Amoebophrya sp. A120 is the source of this 2725-nucleotide messenger RNA. Lineage: Eukaryota; Dinophyceae; Syndiniales; Amoebophryaceae. The record is from the annotation of a GenBank genome assembly.
CUCACAGUCAGCGAUGUUGUACAUGGUGGCUUAUUAACGAAAGGACAACACGCCCUCGUUGUAAAGUUUUUUUGCGCAUCUUCUUCAUCUGAUAUCCACCACAUAUUUAUUAGCUUAAGUAAAUUUCGCGAGGACACAUCAAGGCGUGCUUCAAUUCCAAUUUGAGCAAAUUUGAUUGACAUUUUUCCAUCUUAUUCUAGUUCCUUCUAGUGCACAGCGAGACAGGCAGAUCCACCUUGCCUCGAUCAUGACGAGCGACAUGGCGGAGGUAGUUGACGUGAGUAGAGAGGAAGAGGAAGAGGAACCUUCUAGCGAGAUGGAGCUGGAAAAUGAUCUUGUAGACGAAGAGAAAGAAAAAUCGUCCAGCAGUUCAUCGGAAGCCGUUAACGACGACGAGUACAACGGUUGGAAUGAGGACGACUCAGAAAAUGAAAAUCAAAGCGCAGCUGUUGGUGGUGCUCAAAAGGACGAACAGUCCACCAACGGCCAAGACGAGCACCAAGGGGGUUACAUUCAAAGCGAGUGGUCUUACGAGGACUAUGACUGCAAGAAGAACGACGGGGGCGUCCCAGCGGACGAUCUGGAGGAGGGCGAGGACGAUGUUGAGGAGCAAUUAUCCGCAGAAGAAGAAGAAGAAGAAGAUGACGAGUACUACGAACAUGAGCAAGAGUUAUCCGGCAGCGACGAGAAGCCUCAUGGUCAUGUCAACCACGAUGACGACCCCGAGGACGAGCCGUUCGACCUCCACGACCUUCCCCCCUUCGACCUCCACAAGGAGUUGCAGGUGCCAAAAAACCCGUCGCUCCCGCGCGUCCAGGCCUCGUUUCACAAGCUGUCGACGAAAAUCUACGACUUGUGGACCAAAGCGACCGACUACGAGGCUUUUAAGUACAGCACGGAGGAAGAAAUAUACAAACAGGAAGAGAAGCUGAAGGAGAAAUUCGCCAAAGUUGUUCUAGCCUUCCUCGUGUUACGCGAUUCGAACAGACGGGAGAUUUACGAGCAACUCGGCUGCGAUUUCAACGCGUUGAAGGAAUCGGAAAAGUAUUUGGAGAAAUCGGUUUUUGAUUGCGAUGUUCUCGAAGAGUUCGAACGGUUUUUCCGGGGGGAGAGGGAGGAAGACCGAGAUUAUUUGCUCAUGAACUCGGACGAACACUUUGAUGGAGAUGAUAACGAUAAAAUUUUCGACGGGGAAACGAGAAAUCCCAACAUGAUCGAGGUGGAGGGUGUGAAUGCUUUUUCGAAAUUGAGCGGAGGUUCGACUUCUUCGAGCUCAAGUGCAUCAUCGUCCGGAAGACCUUCGGAUGGCGCUGGAGGUGCUGCUGGUUCUAUGUCAUCGAAGGUGAACAGCAGCCAGGAGCAAGAAGAUGAGCAGGAGGCCGCGGGAAAAAGCACGUCAGGCUCUGGAGCCGCCGCAAACAAGCCAGUGUGUGCGGCGGAUAGGGUGCAUCGCGUGUUCCAGGAGGAGGAAAUGGACGAUGAGGAAGAAAACAUAAGAACAAAGAAUGCGGUCGAGGAACCCCAAUCUCAACAAAGUGGUGGUGAACUAUCACGAGGAGGAGUAAAGAUGGUUUCCAAACAGACUUCCAGUACGACUUACCCUGCUUGCAGUACCGUUCUCGAAGGACGAGCGCAAGACGAUGACGAAGAAGAAGAAGAUUUCGAUGCGCUGGACGACGAGCUGCUAGACGAUGAAGAGGAAGACAGCCUGGAUGGACUGAACGAGCUUGCGGCUUUGAAAUCAGCGCAACUCGAGGCAAGUGGCGCGGCCUGCUCUCCCUCUAAAUUGCAGACAUUGGAGCGACUGGACCAGGAUUUGCAGUCACUUUUGCAAUCUGUCGACACCAGGUUGAAAGGCAGUUCCGGUGUCAGCGCUGUUCCCGCUUCUGCCGCAAGUGGUGCGAUGAAUAGCUGCAAAGUAGAUCCGCAAGCCGAUUAUACUUCUGCAUCUUCUGCAACCACAUCAAUUGCCGCUUCAUCAACUUCACCUGCUGGCGCCGCUGGAAUCAAGAUUGAAAAGCUUGACCACCUGAACAAAUUGCAGCUGCCGCCACUCCCUGCCCUCGUGUGCCCGGAAGACUACGCCGAGCAAGUGCAGAAGGAAAAGAAGGCGUUCUGGGAACGGCGUUUGAAGAAGCGAAAGAUCGACACUGGAGACGAACAGGAUUCCUCGGAUGACGAAGAUGAGUCAUCCUCCGAAGGUAUGACUGCGCUUAAUGAGGAAAUGGUCCGCGCGUGGAACGCGAAAAAGGUCGCUGCUGCUGCUGCUGCUGGUGCAACUAAGAAAGUGGCUGCGGAACAAAGGAAAACCAAAACCGCUAAGACGAGGACGAAAGGCUCAAAGAAACUCGUGCAUAACCCCCUUACCUCGCGGGGCCGGCGGCAACGACGCAUGGAGAUGAUGCGGCGCGGAACGAAAAAAAAGGCGACGACGAAGGGUCCACGCGUUUCGAAGCGGACUGUGUCGAAGGAAUAACAGUAAACGUACAUAACCUAUUAAAACAAAACAGAUUUAAAAAGAUAAAGAUGAGACAACAUACUGAGAACGGAACUGAUACUGAAGGUCCAACUCCAAGCGAGAGUAGACCAAGUUCCAUUACGUUGUUGUCUCAUUACCUGCAGCAGCAUGAUCGUGCAUCUACUCCAAGUACCAACGAGAAGAUCUGUGUGAAGAUGAUACCACGACCAAAACGCGAGAAUCAAAGCGAAGCGAAGUAUUCAACUC